Pectinophora gossypiella (pink bollworm) is the source of this 459-nucleotide messenger RNA. It is a transcript of the gene CPF, whose product is annotated as pupal cuticle protein C1B-like. The annotation marks the transcript as partial. The record is from RefSeq and is a predicted model, not a curated record. The transcript is spliced from 3 exons. NCBI's taxonomy places the organism in Eukaryota, Metazoa, Arthropoda, Insecta, Lepidoptera, Gelechiidae.
UCGUACGGAGCUCCUUAUGGGGCCGCGUACGGUGCUCCCUGGGGCGGAUGGAAUCCGUACGGUUACCCGUACAGCGGCUACCACGCGGAACCUGCUCUCGCCUCACACAGCGCCAAUAUUAUCCGUUCGCCGUUCAAUCUUGGACAGAUAUCAACGUACACCAAGGCCAUUGACACUCCGUUCUCGAGCGUGCGCAAAGCGGAUGUGCGUGUGAGCAACCCUGGAGUGGCAGUUUCUACAUACUCUCCCUACGUGUCACAUGUUGGUGUCGCACCCGUCGCCACUCCUGUCGCUAAAGUGGGGUUGGGUGUUGCUUAUUCCGCUGCACCGGCAGUUUCCCACAUGACAUACACCAACGGACUAGGUGUUUCUUACUCUUGGUAAAUAAAUACUCACCCAACAGUCAAAGUGAAAAUAUAAAUAAUUAAGUAGGAAGAUCAUAGAAGUACUUACAAUUUU